AGACUAGUUUACUCUCCACAACUGAAACAAAAACCGUUAUCACUCUCUCGCUCUGUAUAAAGGCGGGAAAACGAUUCUCCUCUCUCACUCGCUGAUCAAUGCAACAACCACCAUUACUUCACACUCCAUCGUUCAUUUGCUUACAAUCUCUGCUCUGAAUUCAUAACAAACUCAAAUCAACCUCAAGCGAUCAUUGUGUAUAGGAAAAAUGAGGCCAGCGGUGAAAGCUAUAAUCGUCAUUGUUUUCACCUCGACUCUCAUCCGCUGCGUUUGUGGUGCUAACCACACUGUUGGCGGCGCUUCCGGCUGGGAUAUCAUUUCCAAUAUGCAGGACUGGUCUUCCACUGCCACCUUCAAUGUCGGCGAUGAUCUCGUAUUCUCCUACACGCCGUUAUACGAUGUGGUGGAAGUGAACAAACAAGGUUACGACACGUGUACAAUAGCAAACGCCAUAGCCAUUGAUAACACCGGCGAAACAGUGAUCCAUCUCACCGAUAACAGAACCCGUUACUUUGUCUGUGGGAGAAUGCGCCAUUGCAAACAAGGCCUCAAACUCAAAGUCCAAAUUCAGGCCCAACCCAAAAACAACAACAACGGAACCAAUAACAAUCAAAACCAACCCGGCAACGGUGGGCAAAAACCAUCUCCUCCGCCGCGUAAUCUUCCACCGCGUAAUGCUCCACCACCAAGUUAUCAUUCUCCUCCUAGUCCUCCUCCAGAUGUACCUGCUGAAAAGCCUUCCGGUGCAGAACCAUUGAUUACACCUGUAAUCAUCUUAGCUUUCGCUUGGUUAUCUUGGUACUUUACCGUUAAUCAUCUCAUGGUUUAUGCUUUUUUUUUGUUUUUUUGAUAACCCUCUUGGUUUAUACCUGAUGCUUUCAGCUGUGUAUGUUUCUUGUUUUUAGUCUUUCAUAAAGCCAUAUUCUUCAGUGGAUAUAGAUUGUGAUUUUGGUUAGUAAAUUCUGUACAUACCAAAGUCAAUCAUGACCUUGUGUUGAUAAUUUGAGAUUCUUGUCUACUGUGAAUUUGUUUUGUUCUAGUAAAUUCUGUAUACUCAAUGUGAGAGUUUGUUUGUAAAA
Trifolium pratense (red clover) is the source of this 1079-nucleotide messenger RNA. Its product is annotated as uclacyanin 1-like. Gene Ontology annotation, cellular component: plasma membrane. Gene Ontology annotation, molecular function: electron transfer activity. The coding region runs from base 209 to 850 and encodes 213 amino acids. NCBI's taxonomy places the organism in Eukaryota, Viridiplantae, Streptophyta, Magnoliopsida, Fabales, Fabaceae. The transcript is spliced from 4 exons. The record is from RefSeq and is a predicted model, not a curated record.